This is a messenger RNA of Ilex paraguariensis (yerba mate), 282 nucleotides long. NCBI's taxonomy places the organism in Eukaryota, Viridiplantae, Streptophyta, Magnoliopsida, Aquifoliales, Aquifoliaceae. The record is from the annotation of a GenBank genome assembly.
AUGACAUUAGCUGGAUUGCAGCGUAGAGGUGUUACUUCAACUUCAAUCAAUGCUUUUGUUCGAGGGAUCGGAAUCACCAGAAGCAACUUGGAAGCAGGCUCAGUAAUUGAUAUGGAGGCAAAGAAAUGGCCUGAUGCUCAAAUAGAUGAUGCAUCUUCUUUGUACAAGGUCCCUUUUUCCAAUGUUGUAUAUAUCGAUCACACUGAUUUCCGCGUGAAAGAUUCGAAAGAUUACUAUGGGCUUGCUCCAGGAAAAUCUGUCCUCAGAAGUAAUAUUUGCUGA